AUGGCUGCCAACGCCGCUAACAAGGAAAAGAAGGCCAAGGAGAAGAAGGCAGAAGAAGUAAUCCCACCCUAUGUUGAAGAUACCCCGGCCGGCGAGAAGAAGCGAAUUCGAUCGUUCGAGGAUCCCAAUUUCAAGGCUUACGAUCCUAUUGCGGUUGAAUCUGCAUGGUACGACUGGUGGCAGAAGGAGGGCUUUUUCAAGCCAAAGUUCACUCCUGAUGGCAAGGUUAAGGAAGCUGGCAGCUUCGUCAUUGUCCACCCUCCUCCUAAUGUUACGGGAUCUUUGCACAUGGGACACGCCCUGGGUGACUCACUGCAAGAUCUCAUGAUUAGAUGGAACCGAAUGAACGGGAAGACAACGCUGUGGCUUCCGGGAUGCGACCAUGCAGGUAUCUCGACUCAAAGUGUCGUCGAGAAGAUGCUUUGGAGGAAGGAGGGCAAGACCAGACAUGACCUUGGCCGCACCAAGUUCGUUGAAACUGUCUGGGAGUGGAAGGAAGAUUACCACAAGCGCAUCAACAAGGCCUUGACGCAUAUGGGUGGCUCGUUUGAUUGGACUUUCACCAUGGAUGCCAAUCUUUCCGCUGCAGUCGUUGAGACUUUCGUCCGACUCCACGAGGAAGGUAUCAUUUACAGAGCUAACCGACUUGUCAAUUGGUGCACACACCUGAACACUGCCCUGUCCAACCUGGAAGUCGACAACAAGGAACUCACUGGCCGAACGCUACUUGAUGUUCCAGGUUACGACAAGAAGGUUGAGUUUGGUGUCAUCGUCCAUUUCAAGUACCCAAUUGAGGGCUCAAAUGAAACCGUCGAAGUUGCCACCACUCGUAUUGAGACUAUGCUUGGUGAUACGGGUAUUGCUGUCCACCCCAACGAUUCUCGAUACAAACAUCUUGUUGGCAAGAGUGCUGUCCAUCCUUUUAUUCCUGACAGAAAGCUGCCCAUUAUUGCCGAUGAGUACGUCGACAUGGAGUUUGGGACUGGUGCUGUUAAACUGACCCCUGCCCAUGAUCCCAACGAUUUUACCCUGGGACAAAAACAUAAGCUCCAGUUUAUCAACAUUCUGACGGACGAUGGUUUGAUGAAUGAGAACGCUGGCCCAUACAAAGGCCAGAAGCGCUUUGAUGUCCGUUAUGCGAUCCAGGAUGCCCUGAAGGAGAAGGGUCUUUAUGUCGACAAGAAGGACAACGCUAUGAAGGUCCCAUUGUGCGAGAAAUCAAAAGAUGUCAUCGAGCCCAUUAUGAAACCUCAAUGGUGGGUUCGCAUGAAGGAGCUUGCUGAACCGGCCCUAGAGGUUGUCAGAGAGGGCAAGAUCAAGAUCAGACCAGACACUGCGGAGAGAAGCUACUUCAGAUGGUUAGAGGAUAUACAAGACUGGUGCAUUAGCAGACAGCUGUGGUGGGGUCACCGAUGCCCCGUUUACUUUGCUAACAUUGAGGGAGUUGCGAAGGAUACCGCAAAUGACAAUCUCUGGUUCUCUGGCCGAACCCGUGAGGAGGCUGAGAAGAAGGCAGCUGCUGCUCUGCCAGCAUGGUUUUCCUCUGGACUCUGGCCGUUCAGCACUCUGGGCUGGCCCAACAAAACUCAUGACCUGGAUACCCUCUAUCCUACCACCGUUCUUGAAACGGGUUGGGAUAUCUUGUUCUUCUGGAUUGCCCGUAUGAUUACUCUGGGCUUGAAGAUGACCGGAAAGAUCCCUUUCAGCGAAGUUUACUGUCAUAGUCUGGUCCGCGAUUCUGAGGGUAGAAAGAUGAGUAAGAGUUUGGGCAACGUCAUUGAUCCUCUGGACGUAAUCUCCGGUAUUAAGUUGGACGACCUACACCAGAAACUCUACCAGGGCAAUCUUCACCCGAGCGAGGUUGAGAAGGCCACCAAAUACCAGAAGACCGCCUUCCCUGACGGUAUCCCUCAGUGUGGCGCAGAUGCCCUUCGCUUCACGAUGAUUAACGCCAGCACUGGCGGCGCUACCAAGUACGUUCUGGGCAGCUUGCCUAACGACUUUACUCCCGCUGCAGAUGGCAUCAUUCGGGGAAAGACCUUAGCCGAGCGAUGGAUUCUUCACAAGAUGAACAGCGCUGCUAGAGAUCUAAACAUUGCCAUUGCGGACAGAGAGUUCCAAAAAUCCACCACCAUUAUCUACAAGUACUGGUAUGCGGAGCUUUGCGAUGUCUACAUUGAGAACUCCAAAGCCAUCAUCAGAGAUGGCACCGAGGAAGAGCGCCAGUCUGCUCUUCAAACUCUGUAUACAUCUCUAGAAUGGGCUUUGACUCUCAUCCACCCAUUCAUGCCCUAUAUUACGGAAGAGAUGUGGCAGAGAAUGCCCCGACGGCCUGGCGAUAACACCAAGUCUAUCAUGAUCUCCAAGUAUCCUCAGUACAGCCCUCUCCUGGAGGAUCCGGAAUCAGAGGCAGCUUAUGAGCUCGUCCUGGCUUGCACCAAGGCAGCCAGAUCCCUCAUGUCUGAGUACUCACUCAAAGAGAAUGCUGAAGGUAAGUCAGUCUUUGUCCAGGCAUACAACGAGGCUACGCUGAAGACUUGCAACGCCGAAGUGGCAUCUAUCAAGUCCCUCAGUGGCAAGAGCGUCCAGACCAUGCACGUUAUUGGACCUGAUGCUCCCCGCCCUGCUGGAUGUGUCGCCUAUCCUGUUUCCACCUCCGUUGCCGUCUUCUUGCACGUCAAGGGUCGCGUUGACAUGGAUGCUGAGAUUGCCAAGGCCCAGAAGAAGCUGGAGAAGGCUAAGAUGAGCAUUCAGAAGCAGGAAAAGAUUCUGUUGGACCCUGGUUACAAGGAGAAGGUCUCUGCGGCUAUUCGUGAGGGUGACGAGCAGAGACUGGCUGAUGCUAAGCAGGAGGCUGUCAGUUUUGAGGAGACUAUCAAGCAAUUUGAGCAGCUCAAAUUAGAGUAG
This is a messenger RNA of Pochonia chlamydosporia 170, 2907 nucleotides long. RefSeq names its product valyl-tRNA synthetase, mitochondrial precursor. The transcript has 5 exons. Bases 1 to 2907 code for a protein of 968 amino acids. Gene Ontology annotation, biological process: valyl-tRNA aminoacylation. Gene Ontology annotation, cellular component: cytosol. Gene Ontology annotation, molecular function: valine-tRNA ligase activity; aminoacyl-tRNA deacylase activity; ATP binding. The record is from RefSeq and is a predicted model, not a curated record. NCBI's taxonomy places the organism in Eukaryota, Fungi, Ascomycota, Sordariomycetes, Hypocreales, Clavicipitaceae.